Astyanax mexicanus (Mexican tetra) is the source of this 4443-nucleotide messenger RNA. RefSeq names its product proline dehydrogenase (oxidase) 1a (gene prodha). Bases 20 to 2035 code for a protein of 671 amino acids. NCBI's taxonomy places the organism in Eukaryota, Metazoa, Chordata, Actinopteri, Characiformes, Acestrorhamphidae. The transcript has 14 exons. The record is from RefSeq and is a predicted model, not a curated record. Gene Ontology annotation, cellular component: mitochondrion. Gene Ontology annotation, molecular function: proline dehydrogenase activity; FAD binding.
UAAUUACAGGCUCGCAUGAAUGAGCAUCGCGAAACUUCCUCCCGCGCGCUCAGACUCCCUCAGACAUCCCCCUCUCUCUCAGUCUCUCUCUCCUCUCAGUCUCCCUCUCUCUCCGCGGUUUAUUAUAUAUUCAGUAAAGUAUCUUUCUUGUGUUUUAGUAAAGAUGUCUUACACCAGAGUUUUGCCGUCCCUCGCUCGGCUGAAGUGCGAGAACCUGGUCAGUUUGAAACUGGCGGCGAGGCGCUGCCGCUCCACCGCGGCUUCACGCCGCCCGCAGGACGAGAAGCCGGAGGAGGCGCGGCUGGAGCCGGCGUGCACGCUGCUGGAGAAGCCCUGCGAUGUGGACCUGAUCAAAGCCCACCCGGACCGGACCACCGCCAUUUCAGUCGAUUUCGACAACACACACGAAGCGUACCGGAGUAAAGACACGCUGGAGCUGCUCAGGAGUCUGCUGGUCUUCAAACUCUGCACUUUUGACUACCUCGUUGAUAAAAAUAAGGAGCUAAUGGACCUGAGUAAAAAGAUCCUCGGUCAGCGUAUGUUCGAGAAGCUGAUGAAGAUGACUUUCUAUGGGCAGUUUGUGGCGGGAGAAGACCAGGACUCCAUCAAGCCCCUCAUGGAGAAGAACCAGGCUUUUGGUGUGGGGUCGGUUCUGGACUACAGUGUGGAGGAAGACCUUACACAGGAAGAGGCAGAGAAAAAAGAGAUGGAGUCCUGUGUUUCGGAGGCUGAAAAGGAAAGUCAUGGUAUUGAUCACCGUGAGAAGAAGUACAAGGCUCAUCGGCAGUUUGGUGACCGACGAGGGGGUGUGAUCAGCGCCCGCACAUAUUUCUACGCUGAUGAGGCUAAAUGUGAUCAUCACAUGGAGACCUUUAUCAAAUGCAUAAAAGCCUGUGCUGGAAGCUCAGUGGACGGAUUCUCAGCCAUUAAGAUGACUGCUCUGGGUCGACCUCAGUUCUUGCUCCAGUUCUCAGAAGUACUGGUGAAAUGGAGAAGGUUUUUCAGCCUGCUGGCUGCUCAGCAGGGGAAGGAGGGCAUGGCUGUGCUGGAGCAGAAACUCGAGCUUGAGCAGCUACAGGACAGUUUGACCAAACUGGGUGUUGGAGCCAAGCAUGACAUUGAAAACUGGUUUACUGGAGAGAAAUUGGGCUCAUCUGGCACAAUUGACUUGCUGGAUUGGAACAGCCUCAUCAAUGACAGAACAAAAAUCUCCAACCUGCUGGUGGUGCCCAACGUAGAGACCGGUCACCUGGAGCCUCUUUUGAGUCGGUUUACUGAUGAGGAGGAGAGGCAGAUGAAGAGAAUGCUGCAGCGGAUGGAUGUCUUGGCUAAGCACGCAGUAGAAAAUGGGGUGAGACUGAUGGUGGACGCUGAGCAGACAUAUUUCCAGCCGGCAAUCAGCAGACUGACCCUGGAGAUGCAGAGAAUCUUCAACACACACAAACCCAUCAUCUUCAACACCUACCAGUGUUAUUUAAAAGAAGCCUAUGAUAAUGUGAGCGUGGAUGUGGAGCUGUCCCGCCGUGAGGGCUGGUACUUUGGGGCCAAGCUGGUCCGCGGUGCAUACAUGCACCAGGAGAGGCAGAGAGCGGCUGAGAUUGGCUAUGAGGAUCCCAUCAACCCUGAAUACGAGUCCACCAACAGGAUGUACCACAGGUGUCUGGAGUACAUUCUGGAGGAAAUCAGCCACAACAGGAUGACCAAUGUCAUGGUGGCAUCACAUAAUGAAGACACCGUCAAAUUCACCCUGGAAAAGAUGAAUGAGCUGGGACUCACCCCUGGGGAAAAUAAUGUCUUCUUUGGUCAGCUACUGGGCAUGUGUGACCAGAUCAGCUUCCCUCUUGGUCAGGCUGGGUUUCCUGUCUACAAAUACGUGCCGUACGGGCCAGUGAACGAGGUGAUCCCAUAUCUGUGUCGCCGGGCACAGGAGAACCGUGGCUUCAUGAAGGGUUCACAGCGAGAGCGCAGUCUGCUGUAUAAGGAGCUCAAACGCCGUCUUUUCAAUGGCCAGUUGUUCUACAAGCCUGUUUUCUAAGGAACUGCUCUGUAGACCACUGUACUAUAUAUAAUUCAUCCAUUUGCUAUAUAAAAAAAGUGUUUUAGGCUACAUUUCUGAAGACCACCUUUCUAUUAUGGACUAGCCUAUUGAAAAGCUGCUGUAUGGAUCAUUUUCCUAUUGGAAACUAGUCUACAAUAGACCAGUCUGCUAUUAUAGACUAGCCUGCUUGACAGCUGCUUGACUGACCCAUUUACCAAAAUGCUGCUCUAUUAAUCUAGUAUAGAUUGGUCUUCUAGUAUAGAUAGGUAUUGUCUAGCAUAGAGAAUCAAAUGGAUUUAUCAACAUAUAUAAUAACUGGUUCUAUAGACCUCUGUAGUCUUCUGUUGUAUACCAAUCUGCUGUAGGCUACUCAUCUGUUUUAGACUAGACCACUUCAAAUCUUUUUUACAGACCAGUCAGCUGUGGACCAGUCUGUUUUAGAGUAAUCUGCCUUGAAGUUGCUCCACAGACCAGUCUACAGUAGAUCAGUAGAUUCUGUGGACUAAUCUUCUUUUGUAGACCAGCCUUUUUAGCUCAGUCUGCAAUUCUUCAGUAAUCUGUUGUCUUGUUUUACAUACUAGCUCACUUAAAAGCUGCUCUGUAGACCAGGCUAUUGUUGAUCAGUCUUUUAUUCGGGCCUACUCUAUUAUAGAUAGGUUUAUUUAAAUCUUUGUUCUGUACACCAGUUUGUGCCUUCUACAGACCGGUCUUUUAUUGUGUAGACCACUCUGUUAAAAUUGGUUGUAUUGGCUGUAGACAAGUUGUUGGUUGUGGACAAGUCUGCUGUACAGGAGUCAUAUGUUGUUGAAUACUUCUUUAGAACACCUUUUAUUUUAGAAUAUACUGAGCUCCUUAUGUAACAAGUCUGUUAUUCACCAGUUAGUUUUCUGUUGCCUUUUAUUAUUGAAUACACUUCUCAAAAAAAUCUAGUCUACAAUAGCCUAGACAUGGUCUACUUUGAUGCCACUCUAAUGCAACAUCUCUAUGCAGUCACUUCUCUUCACAGCCUCUAUAGUAGGGCUGAUCACUCUUAUCCAUAAUGGGAUGCAGGUACCUCAGCCUUAUUCUGGGCUACCUUCCCCCUCCAUAAAACUGCACGACAGAUGAUCCUGAUAUCAUCAUACUCCACAUUUAACUAACUAAUAUGGCGUGUCCAACACCUUCACGAGUCCCUGUAUUAAUGCAAACAGUGUUUUAACUGUUGUUCUUUAUCUAAUUACUCCAGCAGAUGUGAUUGAGUGAUUUGCAAGUACAAUACUGGGUACAGUAAGAGCUUGGGGCAUACUGAUUAGAGACUUGGCAAGGUGUCCUAGUCCUGAAGAGUUAUUGUUUCGUGUCCCAACCAUGAGAAAUUUGCCAGGUUCACACGGUUCUGGGUCAGAGCUCAGCACAGAGUAGUUCAGGGUCAUCACCCUCGUGCCUUAGAGUGAAAACUCAAGCCUCACUCUAUUUUAUUCAAACUGCUGAUGUUUGGAAAGAGAGAGAAUAAUGAAAGGAGCAUGAAAUGAUGAAAUGAAAUGAGCUUAAGAGGCUUUCCAGUCCCUGUGCUCUAAAGUACAGAACCUGGAGAACUGUCAGUCAUUCCACUUGAAUAUAGCAUGCCUACUCCAAUCCCAAAUACCCUCACCCCACCCACCACUGCCACCCCUGUGUAUUUAGCAGUUUAAACUUAUUUUUAAAAAAUAUUUUAUUUUUCUUAUUUAUUUCUUUGGUGUUUUUCUUUUGCUUUCUAUUUUUACAUGAAUGCCUGUUGAAUUUCAUGUUAAAUAUUUAAUAAUUUGCAUCACAAAAUGACCCAUUUUGUCAAAGUUUUAACUUUGUAACUCCAAAUAUGACUUGUUUUUAAAAUAUUGAGGUAGUAUAAAAAAUAUAAUUUAUAUUCUGAAAAUGACAAAAAUGGUAGAGAAAGUAUUUUUAUUUACCAUGUGUAUUUAAAAUGUAAGGUAACAAGUUGACAUUUUGAGAUAAUCAGUCAUAUUCUGACCUGGCAGAAACAUGUUACUUUAUUUUUUUUUAACCCUUUCUGUGUAGGGGUGUGCAUAUGUGUGUUUACAUGCAGUGGUUUAGCAGUUGUUAAAAAUAUUGAUAAUAGCUGCUCUGAGAUUUUUCUUUUCAAAUAUAUACAUUAAUAAAAUAUACAUGCUCUUUGAACAGUGAUGAAUGUGAGCUUUUGGGUGAAGAAGGCUGAGAGAAAGGACCUAUUCUUUUACUUUUAUUUUUGUAUUUUUUUCUGAUGUUGAAGCUGAAUAUUGAAAUGCUUAUUGUAUUUUGUAUGUUUUUGUGUGUUUGAGGGAGAGAGAGUAGUCUGAUGAUUUAUAAUAGAAUGACAUGGAAUUAAUUUGCUGUAAAGAAGGAUUGCUGUAUGUGUAAACGUGUAUAAAAUAAAUUGUAUUAAAAAAACUAAA